GGUUAAAAGGUAACACGGAAAAGGAAUAAAGAUAAGGCUACACUUGACAUUUUGUCUUUGACGCUGCACCUUCAUCUUUUCCUUAACCUCUUCUUCCAAGUAAACUCUCUUCUCCUUCUUCUCCAUCUCUCACUACACAUUCUCCCUUCCUUCUGCAAUGGCUGCUGCAAUCCACGCUACCAAGCAACAAAAGUUACCUCUUCAACAAAACCAACAAGACCCAAAUAAAUUCUAUUACCAUUUCCUCUACAAAGCGGCACUCUUUCUCAUAUUCUUCGUUAUUCUCCCCCUGUUCCCCUCACAAGCUCCUCAUUUCAUCAACCAAUCACUCCUCACCAUAAACUGGGAACUCCUCCACCUUCUCUUCGUCGGUGUCGCCAUCUCUUACGGCCUCUUCAGUCGCCGAAACCACGAGGCAGAGAAAGAGAAUAACCACUCCAAGUUCGACACCGCCCAAACUCUUGUCUCUAAGUUCCUUCAGGUCUCUUCCUUCUUCGAGGACGAGGCUGAAAACCCUCCUGAGUCCGAUGAAACCAAAGUCCAAACGUGGAGCAACCAACACCGCAGGAAUGAACCUGUGGUUGUGGUUGCUCCACCGUUGAAAAAGCUUUCUAGUUUUGAUGACCAGAGUGGGGACAAGCCCUUGCUUUUGCCCAUUCGAAGCCUCAAGUCUCGCUUGUCUGAUGAUGAUAAAGAUGUUGAUGUUCAAUCUCUAAAUAGGUCAAUGAGUUCUAGAAGAUUUUCAAGCACUUUGAAUAGAAAAGGUGAAGUCGUGGAAGCUGAUGGCGCGGGUGCUGCUGUUGAUGUUCAAUGUCUGAAUAGGUCAAAAACCUUCAAUAGAUUUUCAAGUAAUUCAAGUAAAAGUGCUGAAUUUGUAGCGGGUGAUGUUGAUGAUCAAUCUCUAAAUAGGUCAUCGAGUUCCAAAAGGUUUUCGAGCAACUCGAAUAGAAAAGCAGAAGUUGACGCCGAUGAUGUUGAUGUUGGUGUUCAAUCUCUAAAUAGGUCAGCAUCUUCUAAAAGAUUUUCAAGCAAUUCAAAUAGAAAUUCAGAAGUUGAAGGACCAAGAGCUGAGGACAAAAAGAAAGAGAGUGUGGUGCUUCCUUCUCCCAUUCCAUGGCGUUCUAGAUCAGGAAGAAUGGAACCUAAGCAAGAAGAAGUUGACGAUGCAUUUUCCCAUCAAUCUUCAAAGGAAGAAUCCGAGUUCUCCAAGGUGGAAUCUCGCCCACCGAAGCCUCAAACUUCACGUUCUUUUCGAGCAAGUUCCUUGUCUUCUUUAUCGACAGAAUCACUCGCCAAAAACUCAGAGGAUUUAGUGCAGAAGGGAUUCUACAAAUCCUGUCCUCCCCCACCUCCACCACCCCCACCAAUGAUGUAUCAGAAAUCAGUGUCCAUGAAGCCAAGGUACGGUGGUUCAUUCAUCGAACCCUCCUUCGAUAAAGAGUUGAAGAGAAGCUUCACAAGUGAGAAAAACAAGCCAACGGGGAAAAAACUUGCUGAAGAAAAAAAAUCCAUGCAACUCACGUCGUUUAGAAGUGACAAGCUCACGGGACAUGCAAGCGUGCCUCUGGUGACACAGGCAGUUGAGAAAGAAAGCUAUCUUGACAAGGUACUUGUGGAAUCUGAUGAGGACGAUGAAGAAGACACGGAAACCGAGGAUGAAGAUGUCGGAGGAGGAAUCAUGGUUGAGAACGAGGGAAAAGCGAAGGGUGGAGCUGUUAUUGGUGGAGAAAGUUCAAAAACAGAUAGUGGUUUCAGUGGAACAAGCGGUGAUGAAGGACCAGAUGUGGAUAAGAAGGCUGAUGAGUUCAUUGCCAAGUUCAGAGAGCAGAUAAGGCUUCAGAGAAUUGAGUCUAUCAAGAGGAGUACAAGGAAUGCAAGAAACUCUUCAAGGUAAAUAAUAUUGAAGAUCCAUAUCCAUAUAUCAUAUCCUUCUAAAUGGGAUGUAAUUAAAUUGACAAGGAUGUUUCUUUCCACAGAUUAAGGUUGUAAUUGGAUACUCCUUUCCUCUUCCCCAUAAACAGUUAUGGCAUAGACAGAUUUACUGAUUUUA
Molecule: messenger RNA, 2050 nt
Organism: Vigna umbellata (rice bean)
Lineage: Eukaryota; Viridiplantae; Streptophyta; Magnoliopsida; Fabales; Fabaceae
Source: RefSeq, a predicted model, not a curated record